Messenger RNA from Stylonychia lemnae, 645 nucleotides. The record is from the annotation of a GenBank genome assembly. NCBI's taxonomy places the organism in Eukaryota, Ciliophora, Spirotrichea, Sporadotrichida, Oxytrichidae.
AUGAGUACGGUUAUUAGUCUAACUAUGGGCAAAAUAGUCUUGAUCAAUAUUGUAUUGCCUAGAUCAAAGUAGUAAAAGGCAUCAAAGUUGCUGAGUAAUUGCUUCAAAAUACUAAAGAUUAGGUAAAAUUCUCCCGCUAAAGAAAAAUUGUCAAUCUAUUACCAAUCCUAGUUUACUGUCAUGAAAUGCGACUCAGGCAAUAAAAUUGCUGAAAUAUCUCCAGUCCUAUCAAAGGAAAUUAGCCCACUGCAUGCUUCGUUAAUUAGAUAAUUGAAGAGAAGAACUAUAAACUAAAUUCACAUGAAGAAGUUUGAUAUCAAUACUCACAAGAGUAGACUACAUUAAACUAGAUCGGAAAAGGUAUGGAGAAACUCAAAUGCUUAAUGGGCGAUAAGGGCUUUGAGAAAGCAUUCAUACUCUGAAUAGAAGUUCAAUAUCCCUUAAACAAGAUUGCAUUAACUAUAGAAGUAAUAGCUAGCAAAUGUCUUCUUGGUACAUGCACUAAUGGUUGAAUACGGAUAAUUUUACGUCUGCUCAAAGAGCAUUCCAAUUAUUUUAGAGCCAGUCUAAGCUCAUAUUUUAAUUUAGACUAAUUAUCUAAUGCAAUAAAUGUUAUUAAACUAACUUAGAUAUUCUGCAUCCUGA